Macrobrachium nipponense is the source of this 476-nucleotide messenger RNA. Its product is annotated as putative cysteine proteinase CG12163. NCBI's taxonomy places the organism in Eukaryota, Metazoa, Arthropoda, Malacostraca, Decapoda, Palaemonidae. Gene Ontology annotation, cellular component: lysosome. Bases 5 to 466 code for a protein of 153 amino acids. The transcript has 4 exons. Gene Ontology annotation, molecular function: cysteine-type endopeptidase activity. The record is from RefSeq and is a predicted model, not a curated record.
GGGAAUGUGUGGAUCAUGCUGGGCCUUUUCUGUGACAGGAAAUGUUGAAGGCCAGUGGGCAAUCAAGCAUAACAAGCUCAUUUCUCUCUCAGAACAAGAGUUGGUUGACUGUGACAAAACUGAUGAAGGAUGUAAUGGGGGAAUGCCUGAAAAUGCAUAUGAAGCUAUUAAGGAGCUUGGUGGUCUUGAGACUGAAAGUGACUAUCCUUAUGAAGGACGAGAUGAUCAGUGCCACUUUAAUAAGACAAUGGCUCAGGUGACUGUUAACGGAUCAGUUGAGCUACCUCAAGAUGAGACACAGCUUGCAAAGUGGUUAGUGAAGAAUGGACCAGUAUCCAUUGGCAUUAAUGCUAAUGCACUUCAGUUUUAUGUUGGAGGGGUCUCUCAUCCAUUGAAGUUCCUGUGCAAUCCCAAGAACCUUGAUCAUGGAAUGCUUAUUGUGGGGUAUGGUGUGCACAGUAAGUAAUCGUGAUACA